Molecule: messenger RNA, 1876 nt
Organism: Oppiella nova
Lineage: Eukaryota; Metazoa; Arthropoda; Arachnida; Sarcoptiformes; Oppiidae
Source: the annotation of a GenBank genome assembly
GAAUUACUGUUCAUUGAGUCACAUGUCAUAGCAUUUGAUAAGAUAUUAAAUGAUUAGUUAAUUAAAAGUUAAUUCAUUUAAUCAAAACCCAAACACUAGUGCUUUUGUGUCAACCAUUGUCUCUAUUAAGGGAUUCAAUUGCUUACAAAUUAUGGCCGACUUUGGGGUAGAAGCGAAAGGCGUGAAGAAUAUUAAUUUCACGAAUUGGUCCCAGACCUACUCAUGUCAACCAAACCUCUACUUCAUUCCCAAAGAUGUCGAGGAAUUGCGAGAAAUCAUAUUUUUGGCCAAAAGCACAUCGAAGAAGGUCCGAGUGGUUGGCUGUGGACACUCCCCGUCAGACAUCUGUUGCACCGAUGAUUAUAUGAUUAGUUUAAGAUAUUUUAAUAAUGUUUUGAGUAUUAAUUGCGAGACAAAUACCAUAAGAGUUGAGGCGGGGAUCACUUUGACUGNUGUGGACACUCCCCACAUCUGUUGCACCGAUGAUUAUAUGAUUAGUUUAAGAUAUUUUAAUAAUGUUUUGAGUAUUAAUUGCGAGACAAAUACCAUAAGAGUUGAGGCGGGGAUCACUUUGACUGAAAUCAACGCAUACCUCGAUAGCCAUAAACUGGCGCUUCCGGUUUUAGGAUCCGUGUCUGAAGUAACCAUCGCUGGUGUGAUCAGCACCGGGAGUCACGGAUCAGGCGCUAGAUUUGGAGUGUUUGCCGACUAUAUACUGGAAAUGGAGUUAAUAACCACUUCCGGGGACACCAUUAAGUGUUCGCGCGAAGAGAACAGCGAUGUCUUUCUGUCGGCGUUGUCUGGUUUAGGAGCCAUUGGGAUCAUAAUCCGACUGACCAUUCAAUGCGAGCCCGCAUUCCUUCUCUAUGAGUCCAGCUAUCCGUCCACUUUGGAUGAAGUGCUCGAGGACUUGGACGACCAGAUCAACGGUUCCGAUCACUUCCGAUUUCUGUGGUUUCCGCACACCGACUAUGUGUCCGUUCAAAACAAUAAUAGGAUUUACAACAAAGAGAUCACCAAAUAUUCAUCGUCUCAGGCGCUGAGCAAUUGGUUCUGGAAUUACGCCAUCGGUUACUACUCUCUUGAGUUCGCCUAUUGGGUCAGCACUUACUACCAGCCCUUAGUGCCGUAUAUCAACAGAAUUUGGUUUUGGUUGCAAUACUCGCGACCAAAGGAGAGGAUUGAUGUCAGCCAUAAGGUCUUCAAUUUCGAGUGCCUUUUCAGACAACAUGUGAACGAGUGGUCCAUUCCGAGAGAAAAGACAGAAAAAGUGUUGUUGGAGUUGAAGGGUUGGAUCGAAAGGACGCCUAAUAUCUACGUUCACUUUCCCGUUGAGAUUCGUUUCGUCAAAGAGGACGACAUAUACCUGAGUCCAGCGUUUGGUCGCGACUCGACAUUCAUUAACAUAAUUAUGUACAGACCUUAUGGUAAGGAUGUCUCACAUUCCGCUUAUUGGGAUCAAUACGAAAAAAUCAUGAAAGAGGCCGGCGGUCGACCCCAUUGGGCCAAAGCGCACAGAGAGAAUGCAUCGGAUUUUGUGAAAAUGUAUCCCUAUUUCAGAGCGUGGACUCAAGUGAGGAAGCGUUUGGAUCCCAUCAACCUUUUGAUCAAUUCAUAUCUCAACAGAAUUCUGAAUGAGUCGUAAAAUUAGAUAAUAUUAUCAUUUAGUCAUUCAAUGAUGAAAGGAGACGUUUGAUAAUAUUUUUUAAAACAAUUAAUGCAAACAUUUAUAAUUACCGUAAUUUUACUUAGUUUGGUUACAAAUAUAAAUUUUUUUUAGUGAUUAUUUAUAUUGUAAAUCAAUUUUUAUUUGAUUCUAUGCAUAAUAUAUGACAACUAAUUACAAAUUAUGUUGCAAGUGGUCUGUCAAUGGCAG